This is a messenger RNA of Syngnathus acus (greater pipefish), 965 nucleotides long. It is a transcript of the gene psma3, whose product is annotated as proteasome 20S subunit alpha 3. The transcript has 11 exons. Bases 117 to 884 code for a protein of 255 amino acids. The record is from RefSeq and is a predicted model, not a curated record. Gene Ontology annotation, biological process: ubiquitin-dependent protein catabolic process. Gene Ontology annotation, cellular component: proteasome core complex, alpha-subunit complex; proteasome core complex; nucleus. Lineage: Eukaryota; Metazoa; Chordata; Actinopteri; Syngnathiformes; Syngnathidae.
UAUUGUGAAGGCGGUUGCCGGAAGAGUUCUUACGAAUACGACUAGCUUGUUAGUAUAGCCAAACACCGCUUCAUUGGCUUUUGCACUCUCAUACUGGACCAACAGUAGGCGUCAAAAUGAGUUCUAUUGGGACCGGGUACGACCUGUCGGCAUCCACCUUCUCUCCCGACGGCCGAGUCUUUCAGGUUGAGUACGCCAUCAAGGCCGUGGAGAACAGCAGCACAGCCAUUGGAAUCCGCUGUAAAGAUGGCGUCGUGUUUGGCGUGGAGAAGUUGGUUUUGUCCAAACUCUACGAGGAGGGCUCCAACAAACGCAUCUUCAACAUUGACCGACAUGUCGGCAUGGCUGUGGCAGGCCUCCUGGCGGACGCCCGCUCGCUAGCUGAGGUGGCCCGCGAUGAAGCGUCCAACUUCCGCACCAGCUACGGGCACGACAUCCCCCUCAAGCACCUGUCGGAGCGCGUGGCCAUGUACGUGCACGCAUACACGCUCUACAGCGCCGUGCGGCCCUUCGGCUGCAGCUUCAUCCUGGGCUCCCACGACAAAGACGAUGGGCCACAGCUCUACAUGGUCGACCCCUCGGGCGUCUCAUACGGUUACUGGGGCUGCGCCAUUGGAAAAGCUAAACAAGCAGCCAAGACAGAAAUUGAAAAACUGCAGAUGAAGGACAUGACGUGCAGAGAGCUGGUCAAGGAGGUCGCCAAAAUCAUCUACAUCGUUCACGACGAGGUGAAGGACAAAGCAUUCGAGUUGGAACUCAGCUGGGUGGGAGAAAUCACAAACGGUCGACACGUGCUCGUCCCCAAAGACAUCAGGGAGGAAGCAGAGAAAUAUGCCAAGGAUUCGCUGGAGGAGGAAGACGACUCGGAUGAAGACAACAUGUGAACCCACUGACUCUUUAGUUCCUGUUUGUUUUUCAUGUUUCUUAGUUUUGCCUUAAAAAUAAAAAAUGUUUCCAGCCCGGUC